Molecule: messenger RNA, 567 nt
Organism: Lactuca sativa (garden lettuce)
Lineage: Eukaryota; Viridiplantae; Streptophyta; Magnoliopsida; Asterales; Asteraceae
Source: RefSeq, a predicted model, not a curated record
AUGUGUGAUGUAGUGGAGAAUGGAUUAUCUGAGAGCUUCAACAGUGUAAUCAAGGAUGCAAGGAAAAAGCCAAUCAUCACCAUGUUAGAGGAGAUUAGAUUGUAUGUUAUGGAGAGGAUAUACAUUUUAAAGAUCAAAGAUAAUACGCAUCAAUAUUAUAAGGUGACUGGGCGUAAUCUUCUUCAACAGAAACAAUCGUGUCCUGUGAACUUUGAGAAUGAAAACUACACGAUCAUCACAAGCCAAUGCAAAGGACCAGUAUACCAACGUGAGCCAUGUUGUAACUCCUUUUUGCAAAUUGCAUGCCCUCAUUGGGAACAAAUUAACGAUGAAAAGACAAAUUGUGCAUCAACUUUAUUUAGUUACAUAAAUGUAUACGGGAAAUACCCCCCUGGGCUUUUUGCUAGCAUGUGUAAAGGAGACAAGAAAGGUCUUAGUUGUGAGAAAAUCGAUACAUCUACUUCAAAGAAGGGAGACAAGAGUCAGGCUGCAACCAUGUGUAUUAAGUCACCAUGGGUGAUGAUCAUGGGUGGAGUCAUGGUGUUUGUGCUAGAAUUUUUUGGAUGA